AUGGCACCCAAGCAACCACCGCCAUCCGACCCUACCGCCCUUCUGUGGGCACACCAACUCAAGCGCGAACAUGGCCUGCUACUCGACCGCAUGCAGAAGCUCGAAGCUGCUAUUGACAGAGUCGAGACCUCUACUACGGCCGCGGCGAACAAGAACAAGGAGGAUGUCGACCAACUCUCGAAGCAGGUACAAUCUCUUGCUGACGACACACGCGAGAACCAGGCCAUUGAAAAGGUGCAGACGGAAGUCAUGAAGUCGCUCCAAGAGCUUCAGUCCCAAAUCGAGGCCAUCACAGAGAAGGUCACCCGUAUUGAUCGCGAUGUCGAAGACGUGACUGCCGAAUGCAAGAAGGCAGCCGAGAAGGAAGUCGCGCUGCACAAGCGCGUCAAGGAGGUUGAGGCGGCUAUGGGAAGCUACCGCGACAGCAUGAGAACACUCGGAAGACGCAUUGAUGAGGCUAGAUGGGAGGAAAUCAGUCAGAGGCUUGAUGACUUGGCGCAGCAGGCGGAAAAUGGAAAUGCGACGAUGAUGGAGAUUGAGGAAUCCAUCGCUGUGCUUGAAAAGGCUUCCGCAGAACUCAACAUUAGAAAUGAGAGGCUGACUGAGAAGGUGAGAGCUAUUCAGGAGGGUAUUGCCAGUGGCACAGUGUUACCGGACGCGACUGCCACCGCUGAACCUGACGCCGCAGCAGCACCCCAAGACAUCGAUGAGCCUGAGGACAGGCAAGCGACUGAUAAGGCGGCGCCGGCCAGAGCUAGUAGGGCUCAGAAGAGGAAGAAUUCAGCUCAGUCCAAGGCAAAGCAUGUGGAAGCACUCGAGGCCGCACGUAUCGUUAGAUCCCAAAAGGCAGCAGCUAGGAAAUAUGACGCUCCAGAGAUCGAAAAGCAAGCUCCACGCAACACUGCCAAAGACAAGAAAGGCAGAACCUCAUCCCGUGCCAGGAAGGAGCAGACGAAGGCAGCACGCGCUUCGCGUGCAGCAAAUAGGGCCGCAGUCAAAGCGCCAUCGGCUCCUACUCCUCUUCUCGACAUCAAGUCUCAGAAGCCGAUCAGGCGCAUGGGCAAAGGCUGGGUGGAAGUGGAAGCAACACCAAGCCAGGAGGACGUACCAGCCAUGCUCGCACAGGACAGAGCAAAGGAUCACAUCGUCUCAGGCAGUCCAAUCCAGCCACCAGCCUGUAAAGUCGCCAUCCAACCCUCCAUCGAGCAAGAAGAGAACACCCUCGUCCCGCCCAAGCGUCGAACAAUCCUCCAGAACGACAACACUCAAGCCCGAGAAGUCUUCGGCACGGCCGGCAAAGGAAAGAAACGCAAGGCUAAUGUCCUCGCGGACGAUUCCAUUGACGUGGAUGCACCAAGACAGACUAGGAAGCAGAGAGUCGCUGCCACUGCUGUGCCGAUGAAGCAGGAGAAAGCUGUCCGCAGAGGUCUCACGAAUGUUUUCACUUCACCGAUCUCUUCGCCUCCGCGAAGUGACGAGCUUGUGAAGGUUGAGCAGGAGCAGAAGACAGGCAGCAAGAGGAGGACGAUUCCUCAGGAUGAUGAUGGCGCGAUGUUGAAGAAUGCGAAGGCAUGA
Molecule: messenger RNA, 1575 nt
Organism: Pseudocercospora fijiensis CIRAD86
Lineage: Eukaryota; Fungi; Ascomycota; Dothideomycetes; Mycosphaerellales; Mycosphaerellaceae
Exons: 1
Coding region: 1-1575 (524 amino acids)
Source: RefSeq, a predicted model, not a curated record